CUGAAACUCAGAGGCUCAGCAGAUGUCACUGUUGGUGCCAUCUCUAUAAAGAAUGGUGCCCAUAUGGUUCCUGGGAAUGUCCAUCGCUGGAUUUCUCCUUACUGAGAUCAUUGGGGUUCCAGCAGAUUCCAAGAAACUCCUGGGAAGUCAGUUCCAGCAAAAUGCUUUGCAGGAAGCUAUCAAUAUGAUCAGCAAGUUUUAUAAAGAGUUCAGUGAUGGUGAAGGAAAUAUUAAUAAAGCAACACCAGUGCCUUUAGAACUCCAAAACUUCUUCAAGCAGUUAGCAAACGAGAAACAGCAUGCUUCUGAUUCAGUGGAGACUGCCUUAAGAAUCAUCCAACAACAUGUGCUCUUACACCACCCCCAGUGGUCAUUCAAUAUAUCAGACCCUUUAACUUUGCCUGACCUUGAUGAUCUGAUGCAUACUGUAGAGCAUUCAGCAGUUGUUCAAACCUCUGUCUGCAAAAAAGACUGCUGGUCCAACCGUUAUAGAUCCAUCAAUUCCAAGUGCAACAACAGGAGGGCUCCUCACCUGGGGGCAACUAAUACCCCUUAUGCCCGUUGGCUUCCAGCUCAAUAUGAGGAUGGAUUUGCACUUCCAAAAGGCUGGAUUGAAGGGAAACUGUAUUCAGGAUUUCCUCUGCCACUGGCCCGAGGGGUUUCCAAUAAAAUUCUGAAAACAAGUAUUAAAGACAUAAUUGAAGAUCCCGAAUGGACUCAGCUUUUUAUGGAGUGGGGGCAGUGGAUGACUCAUGAUAUGAGUUUAAUCCGCCCAUCUCAGGAUCUUGAAGUGUCCAGUAUUGGCAUCCACUGUGCAAGAUCUUGUAUGCAAAGAAAUCCUUGUUUCCCCAUCAAGCUACCACAUGAUGACCCACGGAAUACAGAUGCUCAUCCGUGCCUGCCCUUCAUCCGAUCAGCUCUUGUGUGCUGCUCAGGGUUUUCGGGCCCGAAUAGAUGUGACCAGAUCAAUAUGCAGACAUCCUACAUUGAUGCCAGCAGUAUUUAUGGUAACACGGAGCACCAGGAAAAGAGACUCAGAGAUUUCACCAGUGACCUGGGCCUGUUGAAGGUCAAUCCCACCUUUACAGACAACAACCUGAAAUACCUGCCCUUUGGAAACCAUGAACAGGGAAGCCCCUGUGCCAUGAAUCACAACAGUUCCUCUUGCUUUAGCCGAAGUGUUCCCUGUAUGUUAGCUGGCGAUAACCGUGCAAAUGAAAACCUGGGAUUACUCAGCUUUCAUACAUUAUUCCUUCGGGAGCACAAUCGCUUGGCGAGAGAGCUGAAGAAGAUGAAUCCACACUGGAGUGGAGAAACAAUCUACCAGGAGGCGAGGAAAAUCAUUGGAGCAUUUCAACAGAUAAUAAAUUACAGAGAUUAUGUUCCCCUAGUAAUUGGUAAGGAUGCAACAGGAAAAUAUCUCCAUCAGUACCGAGGCUACAAUGCAUCAGUAGAUCCCAGGCUCUCUAAUGUUUUCGCUACAGCUGCAAUGCGCUUUGGACAUGUCACGAUUCAGCCAACCAUGAAACGUUAUAAUGAAAAAUACCAGGAGGACCCGAGGUAUCCCAGCAUGCUCCUGCAUGACACCCUUUUUGCUACAGGGAAUUUACUUGAGAAAGGUGGAAUUGACCCAAUCUUUCGAGGCUUGUUUGGUUACCCGGCCAAAUUGCAGUCCCAAAGCUCCAUGAUGCCAGAUGAACUGCGUGAGAAGUUGUUUGUACCACCACACCACAUAGGGCUGGACCUGUCUGCCAUAAACAUACAGCGCUCUCGAGACCAUGGGCUUCAUGGUUAUAAUGCAUGGCGCAGGUUCUGUGCACUUUCUGAGCCCCAAAAUAUUUUGGAUCUUUCUCGCGUCCUUAACAAUGUGGAACUUGCAACUAACCUCCUUAAGUUGUAUGGAAGUCCAGACAACAUUGAUGUGUGGGUGGGGGGCAUCUCAGAACCAUUCAUGGAAGGUGGCAGGGUCGGUCCUCUGUUUGCCUGCUUGAUAGGACAACAAUUCAAGAACCUGAGAGAUGGAGACAGAUUCUGGUGGCAGAACAAAGACGUUUUUACUGCCAACCAGCAGCAGGCUCUUCAACAAAUUUCAUUCCCCAGAUUGAUCUGUGAGAACACCAAGAUUGAAGACGUCCCGCAGGAUGUGUUCAGAUACAGGCCAUUCCCAGAAGGAUAUGUCAAAUGCAACCACAUUCCACGGGUAGACCUGAGUGCCUGGAAAGAGAGCACUAAUGUAAUCCCCUGUGGCUCAAUCCCCAUUGUUGCUGAUGCCCAUUUCUCACUCUGUAAAUCUUUGAUCAGAUACACCUGUAACUCAGGGUUCAAAUUGAUGGGAAAGGAUACCAUAAAAUGUUUGAAUAAUGGCCAGUGGAAUUCUGCACCACCUAGGUGUACAGACAUUUCUAGAAACUUGAAAGGAAUAACAGAUUUCAAAGAAGGUAAAAUAGAACCUCGAUCAGUGGGAUCCAAAGGAGAAACAGCAAAUAUCGAUUUUCUUGAAGAUGGCUCAGAAGUUGAUGCUUGGGCUACAGCCUGAGGCCAAAAUGUUUCUUAACUGUGAGGAUGCAAGGGAGAUGGAUGGGAAUGAGGUUUUUCAUUAAAUAUAAGAAUACAGUUAUGAGGUGGUCUCUCCCCCAGUGCUGAAAGAGUACCCAACGGAAUGGAGUGAGUCUUCCCCUUCCCCUUUUAAAGCAUGGUCUUUGACAAUACAGUCACGGUAUCUAAUUUUAAUCCUGAUGCUUCUUGUAAAUUUGAUCCUGGAGUUUGAGUGAUGAUGACAAGGCAGCAUUUAUUUCCCAUCCUCACUUGCAGAAGGUGGUAGUGGUGAGUGUGCACACCUCAUUCUUUCCCAGAGCCUUGCAGAGUAUUGCUUCCAAAUACAUGUGGUGUCAUCAGCAGACCACAUAAAAUAUUUUCCCCCAAGAUGGUAUUGUAUUGUAUGAAAGUAGUCCCCACAUCUCACCCCUGACUAUACAUGCUCCCCAUUCUCACUGCCCUUUCCCCCACCCCAACCUCUUCAGAACCUCUUUCAAACCAAUUAUAAUUCAGCAGAAAACUGCAGCAGAAAUUUUACAUCUUCUGGGCAUAACACUCCAGUGAAAUAAUCAUAAAUGCUGGAUUUUAAGAAACACUUUUGUUUGGAUGGUUGUAGGAUAAAUUGACAAUUUUGCCAUCAUUACAACCAGACAUUCCAUAAAUAACUUCAUCUACUUUUGCAAUUAUUAGAGUUGCUCAAAUUGACUGCUCCAUUUGCUUAUCUAUUAGUGACUGUGAUUCAAUAGAAUGUAAUAUGCAGGCGCUCACAAUAAAUGCAAGAUCUUUCCAAUGACUACAGGCAUUGUUUAAAUUGAAUAAGCUGUUUUAUUUUGAUGUUAAGUUGUUCUCAGCUAACGCUCUAAUGUUCUAAUCAUUACAAUAUUGGCUGUUCUUUUGCUGUGAUUACUCUUUGCUUGUGUAGAAUCAGUAAAAUAAUGUAGCAGCAACCAAGCUGCAUCCCAUGCAAUUUCUUGUCUGACACAGAUUAAAUAAAUGGUGUUCAUACCAGCA
Molecule: messenger RNA, 3546 nt
Organism: Chiloscyllium plagiosum (whitespotted bambooshark)
Lineage: Eukaryota; Metazoa; Chordata; Chondrichthyes; Orectolobiformes; Hemiscylliidae
Product: eosinophil peroxidase-like
Biological process (GO): response to oxidative stress; defense response to bacterium
Molecular function (GO): peroxidase activity; heme binding
Source: RefSeq, a predicted model, not a curated record